AUGAGGCUGAAGAAGGGGAUGCGGAGGAGCAGUGGCGCUGCUGUGGGGUCCAUGAAAGCGAAUGAGAAGCAAGGAGCGAACGGUGAGGAAAUCCGACGAUUGCAGGUACUUGGACAGAGGUAUGAUCCGGCAGCCUCCUGUUCUUCUUUCCCUGGUCCGUUUGCUAUAUACCACUACAAUCACAACCGGGAAGAGGGCCAAUUCCACCGUCGGUAUCUAUAUUCGCCGCCACGAAACGCCGUUUCCUCGCCGGAAACCGGCCGCAUAAAUUGGGUGAAUUAUCAAUCAAUCGAUCUGUUCGAGAUGGGCGACUCUACUGCCAGGGAUGGCGGUGAUAAUAGCUUGUCGGAUAGAAACGUCGCUGAAGAAGUUUCUAGGCUUGUGGAACAAAGUAAAGAGUUGCAGGAAUCAGCGUCGACCUUAAUUUCUAGAAAUUCACAGGAGGAAUCAUCGCUACGCCAACGAGCCCUAGCUCUCGAUUCAAAUAUCAAAAUGUUAAGAACGUUCAUUGGUUCCUCCGUCAAGAAAGGCAAUUUAGAUUCCAAACAUGCAGAAAAAUUAGCUGAAGAGCUGAGUAGAGCAAGUUUUACAUUGGGUGAAGGAGACGCAGCUACAUUUCUUCCCUGCAAAUCACAUGGAAGAUUUUUGAGGAUGCUUCUUGGUCCAAUAAAUGUUCGUGCUAACAGACAAGAUGUUCAAUUGAAAGUGAAAGAAGAAUACUAUAGUUUCAGAGAUAGAACUGCAUAUCUGUUUCUCUUUUUCCCUUCAUUGCUACUGGUGUUAAGGUCAUGUCUUUGGGAUGGAUGUUUCCCUGCUUUACCUGUCCAGAUUUACCAGGCAUGGUUGCUGUUUCUAUACACAGGAUUAGCUUUAAGAGAAAAUAUUUUGAGAGUUAAUGGAAGCGAUAUACGUCCAUGGUGGAUAUAUCAUCACUAUUUUGCUAUGGCCAUGGCACUCAUCAGCCUCACAUGGGAGAUAGAAAGGCAACCUGAUUGUGCCCAAAAGCAGAAGGGUAUACAAUUGUUUCUGAGAUGGGCAAUCAUGCAAGGAGUAGCAAUGCUUCUACAAAACAGAUACCAAAGACAAAGACUCUAUACACGCAUUGCACUUGGGAAGGCUAGAAGAAUGGAUGUUGUGUGGGGGGAAACUGCUGGAGUAAAAGGUCAAUUAUGGAUAUUAUUGCCCAUACUCUUUGUCUUGCAGGCUUUUGAAGCAUAUGUAGGUGUGCUAUUGCUAAAAACAGCAGUCGUAGGUGUCAUUUCUGAAUGGCAGGUUGUUACGUGUGGGAUUCUGCUGAUAAUUAUGGCUAUUGGGAAUUUUGCAAAUACAGUUCAGACUCUUGUACUGAAAUCUCGGUUUAAAGCAAAAAUGAAGAAAGGUAAAAGUAGGAGUGACUUAACAACAUCCACAUCCAAGGAUGAAUGAAUGAAUGAUGGUAUCAAUAAACAGAAUGAGGAUUCUUUAACAAGUUCCUAAACUAUCUGAUACUCGGUUUUAUUUGGAAAUGUGGACUCUUUGGAUUUCAUAAAUGAUUAGGUUAGAGCCGGUUUGUUAUAGUUAGUACCCAAAUUAAUAAAAACAUCUGGUUUGUUUGCACUUCGUAUCUCAUGUUGCAUGCUUUGGGUUGGGGAAUGUACUUUCUUCUUUUUGUUUAUCAUAUUUAUUUUUUCU
Lactuca virosa is the source of this 1671-nucleotide messenger RNA. Lineage: Eukaryota; Viridiplantae; Streptophyta; Magnoliopsida; Asterales; Asteraceae. The record is from the annotation of a GenBank genome assembly.